This is a messenger RNA of Colletotrichum orchidophilum, 1188 nucleotides long. Its product is annotated as PAP2 superfamily protein. The record is from RefSeq and is a predicted model, not a curated record. Gene Ontology annotation, biological process: phospholipid metabolic process. Lineage: Eukaryota; Fungi; Ascomycota; Sordariomycetes; Glomerellales; Glomerellaceae. The transcript has 2 exons. The coding region runs from base 1 to 1188 and encodes 395 amino acids. Gene Ontology annotation, molecular function: phosphatidate phosphatase activity.
AUGGGCAUCUUUGGAAAACGUCGCGAGGCGGCACCCACAGGCCCUGCUGCCACCGGCCAUGCCAACGGCCACCAUCACGGCGUCUCCAGCAAACGUCGCGGCGCUGAGCCCUACUCCAUGUCCACCCGCCCCAGCUUCGGACAAUGGCUCAAGGGCACCCUCAUCGACAUAAUCACCAUGAUCUGCAUGGGCGCUAUUGGUCUCGGAAUCUACAUGGCCCCUCCCGCCCCGAACCGCUCCUUCGCCGUCACCUUCUCCGAUGGUGAAGUCGUCUACCCCCAAUUCGCCUACCCUCUGCGCAAGGAAGUUGUCCCCAUCUGGCUCGCUGCCUUCCUCGCUUCCGUCAUCCCCAUCUGCAUUAUCCUCCUCAUGCAGAUCCGCAUCCGUUCCUUCUGGGACGUCAACAACGCCGUCAUCGGCCUCCUCUACUCCCUCAUCUGUGCCGCCGUCUUCCAGGUCUUCCUCAAGUUCCUCAUCGGCGGCCUGCGCCCCCACUUCCUUGAGGCCUGCCAGCCCGACCUGUCACGUGUCACCAGCAGCCAGGGCGGCAUCGCCCGUACCGGCUACAGCGCCGCCGGUUUCCAGAACUUAUAUGUCACCAAGGAGGUAUGCACCGGCGACAUAAAGGAGAUCAACGACUCUCUCGAGAGUUUCCCCAGUGGACACACCACCGCUGCCUUUGCUGGCUUCGGUUACCUCUACCUAUACCUCAACGCAAAGUUCAAGGUCUUUUCCGACUACCACCCCGCCAUGUGGAAGCUCAUCAUCACCUACAUCCCCAUUCUCGGUGCCGUCCUCAUCGGUGGUGCGCUUACCAUUGACGAAUUUCACAACUGGUACGAUAUCUUCGCCGGUGCCGCCAUUGGAACCACGUUUGCCUUCUCCUCCUACCGCAUGACCUACGCCGCCAUUUGGGACUUCCGCUUCAACCACAUUCCCCUGAACCGCGGCCAGGCUUUCAACUACGGCACUGAGGCUGAGCUCUACGAUGCCGUCUUCACCCGCAAGGCCGGCUGGGGCAAGCGCGGUAGUGGUGGUAUCUUGCACCACGAUAAGCACCACGGUCAUGGUUAUGGUGCUUCCACUGGCAUGCACGGUACUGGCGCUGGUGUUAACGACUACGGCGAGGCUGUUGGAUCUCGCAAGCCUGUUGGGUCCGGAUCCCGCCACCCCGAUGCGAUGGUUUGA